GUUUUGUUACCGCUGAUUCCAUUGAGCUGAUUCCCCCUUCACUACAUUGCUAGGCUACAUUAUAACCUCGAAUGGAUACAUCUGACGGGCAUUACAGGCUACAUUAUAACCUCGAAUGGAUACAUCUGACGGGCAUUGCAGGAGGGACAAAUAACGGUAUUUCUAUUGAAGGGAGUAUUGGCAGAUUAUGAAAUCUGACCAUUGCAUACAAUAUAUGUAUUUGAUGGAAUUUCCAUUUGUUUGCAAUGAAGACAUCUCAGAUGGAGAAGAUAAACGGACACAGGAAAGAAGCGGUAUAAUAUGCACUCUUGCAAGCAUCUCUUAAAUAACAUAAUUUCGGCGAAAAUGGUCGCAGAACUUUUGAGUUUUCCUUUAACUCAUCUUUCAAAUAUAUUUUCCUGACACCAUAAGCUACCCUGUUGCGAUACUGAGCUAUGGUAAUGGGUGAAACAGUGGGCGUUCAUAACCAGGGCCAUAGUCGAUAGUUAUAAGGCAAUGAAAGGAAACGGCUUUGCAUAAAUCCUACACCAGGACUGCUGCGUGAAGAUGAGAGGCUUGCCCUUCUACCAAGAGGACGAUGACAAUACAUCCACUGGGCAUGACCAAAACAUUGAUAUGGGACCUUGAAAUCCAUGCCCGAAUCCCUUUUGUCCUAUCUGCCCUUGGAGGGGGCGAGAUAGAGGAGACUUUCCUCUUUGACUCAAUUAUAAAGGAGAAGAGAUCGUUCACAUCUGAGAAAUGGAUAAACUCACCGUCAUAUCAGGAUGCCUCUUUCUAGCAGCUGAUAUCUUUGCUAUCGCCAGUAUUGCCAAUCCGGACUGGAUCAACACAGGAGAUGCAGCUGGUCAAAGGAGCUCCAGAAUGUACCGAGGCCUCAUCUAAGACCUUCUAAAUGUUGUGUUACACCUAUAGCCUUCCUGCUCUCUUUCUCCCUACAUCCACAUCAUCACUCUCCAAAAUACAGCUGCUGAUAAAUGAUCUGCCCUCUACUUUUCCGCCCCACCAUGCUCCUAUACCCCAUGUCCCUUCAAGGCAUAUACGCCUUCCUGUACCAGCUACUGACCCCCGUUGACAAAUAGUGUGUCAGACUGAGCGAUGUGAAGUGAGUGCCACUUAUCCAGCUAUGCCCUUGGAGGUCUGUUCAGCUCUCCACUCACUCUCUGUCUGUUAUAUGCAUCUGACACAGACCGACUGAGGCAUUGGUAUUUCAUCUACAGUCACCAGUCUGAGGGCAUGGUGAAGUGCAGCAGCAAAGGUUCCCUGACGGUAGGCCUGGUGCGGCAGUGCCAGACCAUCCACGGUCGUGACCGGACCUGUAUCCCCCCGCGGCUACCCCCAGAGUGGGUCACCACCCUCUUCUUCAUCAUCCUGGGCAUCAUCUCCCUCACGGUGACCUGCGGCCUGCUAGUGUUAUCACACUGGUACCGUGAAGCCACUCGUUACGCCCGCUGGAUUGCCUUCACUGGGAUGAUCCUGUUUUGUAUGGCGGCUCUUAUAUUUCCUAUAGGAUUUUACAUCGAUGAGGUUGGGGGACAGCCUUAUAAACUACCCAACAACACAGUGGUGGGGUCCUCAUAUGUACUCUUUGUUCUAUCUAUAUUUUUCACUAUAGUGGGACUACUGUUUGCAGGAAAGGUCUGCUUGCCUGGGUGACAUAUUGGACACUUAAGUGUCAUGCUUGCGUCGCCUCAUUAGCUAGCUUUUGAGGUGGCACCAUCGGUUAAGACGCUUAAGGAGGGCGGCUACGUGUGUUUUGUAAGGCAGAGGUCCUGAGUUCACGCCAGGUAUGGGCCAAAUCGUGAGGAAGUGGUACUGGCUAAGCAAGCAGCGUGACAGCAUGACGUUUGAAAAUGGAAGCCUGGAAGGGAAAAAUAGGAACUGUGAGAAACACACUUUCUCUGUGUUUGUGGAACUCUCUGAUGCACCUUUGGAUGACAGGUCUCUACAGCCCCUAGCCCUGGUCCCAAAAGCAGGUAGUAGGCACUAGCCUGUCUGUGGUCAUAGAUAUGGGAGGAAUGGACACCUAUCCAGUCCCUUCACAGAUCAGUGAACACAGAGGUUUUGUUCCACGAAUAGAGUGCCUUUUCGGGUAUAGUGUAACUUUUUAUUUCACCUGAUUUUAACAUUUUGUCAUAAAAAGCACGUUUUAACGUCAUAAGAAAUAUGUUUCUCCAACUCCUUUUGAAAAAAAAAUCUUUAAAAAGGAAUCAUUUCACCAUAUUUAAACGAGAGUUCAGUUGACGUAACAGGGUUGACCUUAAACCUGAGUGACAUGAAUCACUAAUCAAAUGAAAUAAAUAAUAAAUCUUCAGAAAU
This is a messenger RNA of Oncorhynchus gorbuscha (pink salmon), 2316 nucleotides long. RefSeq lists its product as uncharacterized. The record is from RefSeq and is a predicted model, not a curated record. Bases 1234 to 1653 code for a protein of 139 amino acids. Gene Ontology annotation, biological process: negative regulation of smoothened signaling pathway. NCBI's taxonomy places the organism in Eukaryota, Metazoa, Chordata, Actinopteri, Salmoniformes, Salmonidae. The transcript is spliced from 4 exons. Gene Ontology annotation, cellular component: ciliary membrane; Golgi apparatus.